Molecule: messenger RNA, 1728 nt
Organism: Morus notabilis
Lineage: Eukaryota; Viridiplantae; Streptophyta; Magnoliopsida; Rosales; Moraceae
Product: pentatricopeptide repeat-containing protein At1g11290, chloroplastic
Exons: 1
Coding region: 14-1696 (560 amino acids)
Biological process (GO): RNA modification
Molecular function (GO): RNA binding; protein binding
Source: RefSeq, a predicted model, not a curated record
AUCAUUUUCCCAUAUGAGGAAUUUGGGUUUGGUUCCGAAUUCUUUCACCAUAGUUGGUCUUCUUGGUGGCAAUCUAGUACCACAUUUAGUUCAUGGACUGACUGUCAAGUGUGGUUUGGAGUCUGAUUCCAUUGUAGGCACUGCAUUAUUAGAUAGAUAUGCAAGGUGUGGGAAAGUUUUUUAUUCUUAUAAAUUAUUUGAGAGACUGGAUGAUCCGAGUUUAGUUUCGUGCAACGCGAUUAUUACUGGGUUUGUAUGUAAUGAACUAUUUGAAGAGGCUAUCUCAUUGUUUAAUCGGUUUAGAAAGCUUGGCCUGGUACCUGAUGUUGCAACAACAUUGACACUUAUCCAGGCUUCUGUUACUUUUGGGUGGAAAGGGCUUUCUGAGUCUAUCCAUGGUUUACUUGUGAAGUUGGAUCUCAUUUCUGAUGUAUCUGUUAGUAAUGCAAUUCUUGAUAUGUAUUCAAGUUUGACAGAUUUAAGAGCAGCAAGAAAGAUCUUUGACAUAAUGAAGUCUCGAGACGUUAUCAGUUGGACAACUAUGAUGGGUCUCUUAGUUCGACUUGAUUGUGCUCGUGAUGCUUUAGAGCUCUUUAGCAAAAUGAGAGAUAGUGGAAUCAGUUGUGACACAGUAGUCUAUAUGAAUCUAUGUUCCACCUGUGUAAUCCUGGGAGAUUUGAAGAAAGGCAAACAAGUCCAUGCUCAAGCUGUUACUUGCGGGUUUGGAUCAAAGCUUGCUUUCACAAAUUCUCUUAUUUCGAUGUACGCCAAGUGCGGCGAUUUACGUUCCUCGAGUGCUCUUUUUCACCAAACAACUUGGAAGAGUUUGGUAUCAUAUACAGCGAUGAUUUCAGCCUAUUUGCAAAAUGGAUGCCCUAAGGAGGCUUUGAAUCUCUGGACUAAAGUAAGACUGGAAGAGAACUUCAGACUUGAUUCAGUAAUGGUGAUCAGUGGCUUAACUGCUUCAGGAGAACUUGUUGCUUUAGAGCUCUGCCGGCAGCUCCACUGCUAUGCUUUUCAAGUGGGUUUGCCUCGAUAUAGAUCAGUCCAAAAUAGUCUCAUAUCAACAUACUCUAAAUGUGGUGAUAUGAAACUUGCUCGAGAUGUUUUCAAGGAAAUGGGCGACCUUCGCAAUAUAGUAUCUUGGAAUGCAAUCCUGAACGGAUGUGGCAUAAACGGCUACGGAGAAACUGCUCUAGCUCUCUUCAAUGAGAUGACGAAUUAUGGAGAAGAUCCCGAUAGUACGACCUACCUCUGCGUUUUGAAUGCUUGUAGUCAUGCAGGCUUGGUAGAUGAUGGUUUGAUGAUACUUCAUCAAAUGGUGGAAGAGAAUAAAGUGAAGCUAAGUGAAGAGCAUUAUGGAUGUGUAGUUGACUUACUUGCCCGAGCCGGGUGCUUGCCGGAUGCAAGUGGGGUUGCCAUAAAAUUAGUGGAAUCUGCAGGUCCAAAUGCUUGGAGGGCUUUGCUUAGUGGAUGUCUGCUUCACGGUAACGUUGACCUUGCAGAAUAUGCUGCGAGAAGGGUGUUUGAGAAAGACCCUGAUAAAUCUGGUCAAGUUGUGCUUCUCUCAAAUAUAUAUGCAUCAGUUGGGAGGUUUCAUGAUGCUGAAGUAUUGAGGCAGAGUCUGACGAAGAGUGGAUUGACCAAAAAUCCAGGGAUUAGCUUCCUCAAUGGAAUUCCUUGCGACUUUGGCUGAGAAUCUCUUUUAACGCCGGGUAAUCUUGACAA